UUAGCUGAACACGCAGAGUACCGUAAAUGCGUUCACCUCGCCAGAGAGGAGCAGGCAGUGUAUGGGCAUCGUCCAUUUGGCAGUCUACCAUGCUCAAACGGUCUGGCUCAUGUCCAUUACACGUUUGACUUUGCCCAACAGUUGACCCUUCCACACCAUUCCAGACAGGAAGGACCAUUGUACUUCACGUCGCCAAGAAAAGUUCAGUUGUUCGGGGUAUGCAUAGAAGGGUCAGCAGAGCAAUACAACUAUUUGAUAGAUGAAAACAACACAAUCGGCACUGAUGGUUCUCAGUCCCACGGCCCAAACACUGUCAUUUCUAUGCUGCAUCAUGCAUUUCAGCAUCAUGGUUUUGGCGAGAUGGCCUGUCAUAUUCACUGCGAUAACUGUGCAGGACAGAAUAAAAAUCGCUAUGUAAUGGCGUACUUUUGCUGGCGGGUAAUGGUUGGGUUACAUCGUGAAGUGACGGUUAGAUUUCAAAUUCCUGGUCACACCAAAUGUCUAGUUGAUGCUGGAUUCGCUCAUAUUAAGAAACUCUACAGACGGACCGACAAUGAUUCCCUUUCGGAUUUGGUGAGAACGGUAGAAAAGUCAUCGAAAGGCAACAAAGCCGUUGUCGUUGAUGAAACAUUUCAGUGGAGGGACUGGAAGUCCCUCCUUGCCGAUGAGUUUUGUCAAAUUCAAGGCAUCAGAAGCUACCAUCACUUCAGAUUUAGUGCUCUUAAUCCUGGGGUCGUGUUUGUAAAGAAGAUUUCUGAGGAUGAUGAAAGGCCGAUCACAUUAUGCCGCAGCCCCACCGCUGAUUUUUCCAGCAGUACUCUUCCUCUAGUAUUAGCCAAAAGUAUAGCUAGAAUCGUUUCGUUUUUGAUUCAGAAAAAAAUGUAAACAUGGAACUUAAUAUUUAAAAGAUUUGUUUGUUUCCAGGCGGCCUUUCUUCUGAGAGACAAAGAUAUUUAUAUAAAAGUCUGAGACCGUUUGUGAGAGAACAUGCGAGGGAUCUGACGUGCCCCGCUCCUACUGAGGAAUAAACUGACUGCUACCACAUCCAUUCAUAUCUUUGUUGAACUGUUAUUCAUCCAUUCAUUCAUUCAUUCAUUAACAUUGAUCUUCACUUGAAUUGUUAUUCAUUCAAUUCAUUCAUCUAUCGACGGAUGUUAUGUUCAUUUUUGCUGAAUUGUUUUUAUUGAAAAUAAGCUUUUGGAUCUUUCUGGAUGAAUUAUGAAGUUAUCAUUCAAGUUGUUGAAUCUCCCUUCGAUCAUUUAAAGUAAAGCGACAAUUAAAUUUGAAACGAAAUGCAUAAUCAUUUGAGAUGGCAAUUGUUAACCGAUUAGUCUAUUGGAACGAUUGUUUACGGCAUUAAAAAUUGUUGAGUUUGAUUAGAUUUUUUUCUCGAAUUUAGUUUUGAAAUACAUGUAGUUAAAAUUAAAAUAUCGGAACGUAUUAGCUGACACUUUAUUUUUAUUUAUUUAUUUUUACUUAAAUUACGAAUAACUUGUAUCAUAAAUUUCUUUCAGUUUAACAUACAAUGUAUUACAAAUUCUAAUGAUCAAAUUAAAAGUGUUUGAA
Messenger RNA from Magallana angulata, 1566 nucleotides. RefSeq lists its product as uncharacterized. Lineage: Eukaryota; Metazoa; Mollusca; Bivalvia; Ostreida; Ostreidae. The transcript is spliced from 3 exons. The record is from RefSeq and is a predicted model, not a curated record. The annotation marks the transcript as partial.